UUUAUACUGUCAGACUGUCACACUGGUGGUAUAUGUAUUUCUGUGCUGAAAAUUUACAAAAAUUCGAUUCUUUCUUUUGAGGCAAACAAAAAAAGUGCAUGUAAAAUCGAGCCGAGCCUCGCCAUCAUACUUCGUUGUUAUCAGAGUCGCGCUUACGAUUUGCAUAAGCCUAAGCGGUAAUCGAACGUUCUCUAAGGCCAUAAUAGGGCGGGUGGCGACGGAGAAGCAGAAGCCACGCAGUUGAAUUAACAAGGUAAGUUAAGGUAAAAGCAAUCAAAUCUACAUCACGUCACAGCGGUGACCAGAGGCUUAACCGAGUUUCUGCCCUGAGAGCACUAUGUCCGAAGCCAUGAGCGCUCCUCCGCCCUUGAUACCCCAGCUGCAGGAAAUGCAGCAACAGCAGCAGCAACAGCAGCAGGCCAACUCCGCAGCCCAGCAGUGGACAAACUACGCGUGGUAUGCCAACCAGAAUGCAGCCGCCUACCAACAGCAGUACCAGCAGUACUAUCAGUACUAUAUGCGGUACCAGCAGCAGCAGCAACAGGUAACCUCAACGAUAAGCUCGUCAAACGCGCCACCCGGAUUUAGCAACGCCUUGGCAGCGCCUCCACCUCCGCCCCUGGGACCUCCUCCACCACCACCCAAAUCCACUCAACCGAUAAACACCAACAAGUUGCAGCCUCAGCAGCAGCAACAGCAGCAAAAGAAUUUUGGAGGGAUACGUUUUAACUUGAAUUUAAAUCAAAAACGCUUGGCGAAUGCACCCAAUCCCCUUCAACAGCAGCAGCAGCAACAACAACAACAACAGCAGCAGCAGCUUAUUCAGCAGCAACAACAGAUCCAGCAGCAUCAACAGCAGCCGACCCAAUUUUUCAACAACAAUAGUAACAUAAAUACUGUUAACAAGAAGAAGCGGAAGCGAAACAACAAGAACAAAAACGCGAGCUUCGAUCAAAAUACAUACAAUAAUCCGUUUAACAAUAUAGCUACGCCCAUAGCACCACCGCCCCCCACUAUCAGCGAUGUGGUGGUGCCCAGCACGCCAGAUCUAAGCAAGCCACCCCCGCCCCUGCCCCAGGCUCUGGCCGCCAUUGUUGAGCCCACACAACCUGAGCCGAAGAUCUGCUCCUCUCCAGCUGCUCCCGCAGCGUUUAAGCGUCCCAACAGCUUCCAGAUGGCCUCUAAUGACUCCUGGCCAGACUCGUUGAAUCAGUAUGUUGCACGGUGCUACUCCAAAUGCAACACGGACCUGGAUAAGGAUCAGAUAGACAUAUGUCUGAAGGGGAAGAUCAUGGCAGCGGCCAAUCGAAAUGAGUUGUGGACCAGAGACUGGGACAACGAGCCUAUGCCAACGGUGCACAGCGAGAGAGACGGCAUCGAGGUGGUACUUAGCCACGCAACUCCUCCACAGCCCGAAAGGAGCAACUACUUUAAUAAGAAACGUGAGUUGGAGCAGGAGCGGGAAAGAGACCGGGAGCGGGAGCAGGAGCAGGAGAAGCCGGCCAAGUCACCGAAUGUUAAUCAAUUCAAGCAAAGGGGGAAUCAAUUCAAUAAAAUGGCAUCCAAUUACGGCCAUCACCAGUCUUCGUCGCGUUAUUCCAGGAGUCGUUCGCGGUCCCCGUCGUCAUCGACCUCAUCGAAAUACACUCACAAGAAACGUUAUUCGCGAUCUCAUUCACGUUCGCGUUCGGGUUCCCGCACCAGCGAUGCUGGUAGUCCGCCGUCGCGUAAAGUUCCUCGUAAAUCGGGAUCCAACGAAUCAAUGGAUUUUAUAUCCUUAAACGCGAACCUCUCUCGCAAGCAGCAGAAAAUGUUAAUGAAGAAAAGCAAAAGACUAGCUGCAGCAGCGGGAUCCGCCGCAUCGCAUACUGGCCACUCCAAGAAAAAGCCGCACUUCUAUUCAAAACAGUCGUCUGUGGGUGGGGCCGUUGAUGAUGACACAGCGCGCUUGCAACAGCGUGCGGCACGUUUCUCGCAGCAGGGCUCCGGCUUGGCUAAGAAAUCUGUCGUCGCCAUUGCAAGUUCGCCCUUUGGUCUCACUACGGCCAAGAACCGGAAGAAAAUGAUGCAGCAGCAGCAUCAUCGUUCUGCCUUCUACGAGGAUUUGGACCCGGCUAGCGGUUUAGAUUUGCUCGAUUUGCACAUUGUAGGAACUUGUAGGGAUCUAGAGAAAUCGUUUUUGCGCCUAACAAAGGCCCCAUCCCCUUCGGAAGUGCGGCCAGUCGAAGUCCUUACCCAUUCGCUGUCCAACGUAAAGAGCAAGUGGCGUGCCAACCAGGAUUAUCAUUAUGCGUGUGAUCAGUUGAAGUCCUUAAGGCAAGAUCUAACUGUGCAAGGUAUUCGCGAUCAGUUCACUGUUGAGGUGUAUGAGACUCAUGCGCGUAUUGCCAUGGAGAAGGGUGACCACGAGGAAUUCAAUCAGUGCCAGACGCAACUGAAGAUGCUCUACAUUGAGCUGGGUGGCCAGAGCCCCAAUUCCAUGGAGUUUACGGCAUAUCGCAUACUUUACUACAUAUUUACAAAGAAUACCUUGGACAUUACGACAGUCCUGCGCUCGAUAUCAGCUGAUCAACGCGAGAAUCCUGCCAUUGCGCAUGCCUUGCAGUUCCGUUCGGCGUGGUCGUUGGGCAACUAUUGCAAAUUGUUUGCUCUAUAUAAGACAGCGCCGCUCAUGUCGGGCCACAUGAUUGAAUGGUUUUUGGAAAGAGAACGCAAGGCUGCUCUGCGUGUAAUCAUUAAAUCCUAUCGUCCAAGCAUUAGCGUCGAAUAUGUUUGCAAUAUAUUGGCUUUUGAUAGCUUUGAGAAAUGCAAAGAAUGGCUCGAUACCUUUAGUUUGCCUUAUGCCUCGAGCGGUGCGCAAAUCGAUUGUAAAAAUGCAGCUGCCAUAGCCAUUUGAAGCAAUCCGUUUAGAAAACAGAAACACAUCUGAGAGAACACACAUUUACCCUUUGUACCUACCAUUUCCGAACUUCUCGGAGACAGGUACUCGUUUUAGGAACGCCGAUUCCCCUCCCUAUCCGCUUGUAACCAAUUUGUAAAUAUUUUAGGUAUUUUUAGUGCUCGCGUUUCCCUGAAAGAAAGUAUUGAUUUCCUUUUCAAACAUUCUUAUCCUGAACAAGUGCCCCUUCAGUUUCGAUUUAUCUACGAAGCGAUAGAAACUACCUCAAACACUCAUUUUUUGCAAGAACAAUAAUUCAAAACUCGACUAAGUACACUGUGGACACGGAAUUUUCUGUUCUAAAUCAACUGGCUAUGUAACUCGAUAAGGAACUGGAUCACAAGCAUAGGAGAACCAAAAUGGAAACUAUUGAUUGAGAAUGCAUCUGCUCGAGCUUUGCUUACUAUUGUUCCCAAAUGGAUGAUGGGGUUCAGGUUCGGUGCAUAGCGUAUUUCGCUGGAUUGGAUAAACUCUUUCCUUCAGGAUCUGGCACUACCAUUGGAAUUGGGUUAUUGGAUUGGAUUAAAGGAACAACGAUUUUCAUCUUUUCAUCGUUGGUCUCCAAAAAGUUUCUGAUUGAAAUAUUGCAGAAACCCCAUUAUUAAUCCUACGGGAACGGGUCAUGGACUACUGCUGCAAAAUUGAAAUGUAGCUGGAUCAAGCUAUGACCGCUCUCCGGUCCAUUAAUUACUCGAUUAAGCCUGACCUAACAAACUAUUGUUUACAAAAGCAAAAAAACAGCGUGAAGCUAUAACCAAACUCCAAGAGCUAACGUGUGCUGUGUGCUGAAAACAAAUUUUUGUUUCUCUGUUUUUUAACCUUUUUUCCCCCUUUUCACUUCAUAUUUAAACUAAUAUUAAGGCUUAGGUUUAAUGUUUGUUGUCUUCUUUAAAUUAUUGAAAUGGUUUAUACUAAUGUCUUGUCUCUCUAUUGUAUACCUGUAUAUAUACAACCAUCACCACAACCACCACCAGUACCAGAUCCAGAACCAGAACUGCAACAAUGAUGCAACAAGCAGCCCAACCAAUGCGGCAAUCGCUUCGGAAUUCGUGGAGUACGGCGAACUCAAUCUGGCCGGUCUCUCCCGUCUCGAAAUCAGCCAUCCAUUCAAGUGAAGUCGGCAAGUUUGCGCGCCAUUUGUAAGCUCUUCCAAUUUUAAUUCGUGACAUUAGCUGUAAACUAAAUUGGGUCUAUGGGUCUAUUAGGAAUUGGCUAAGAUUAUUAAACAAAACCAUUUCUACACUGGGGGAAAGUUGAAAAAGAAUACUACACUAUGUAGUAAAUUGUACAAUAGAUUAGUGCUAAUGCCAUCUUCUUAAGCUAAGUUUACCUGUUACAUUUAUUUUUAACGUCCAUGAUGUUGGAAAAAAGAUGGAAAACAAUUCAAGAUAUUCAAAUGCAUCUUUCCACAGUUCCGGCUCAAGAUGAGAGCCCGUUGCAUGAAAAGUAAAACUAAAACCCCGCUUCUAAAGAAUAAACAGAGAAAAAACCA
Molecule: messenger RNA, 4430 nt
Organism: Drosophila obscura
Lineage: Eukaryota; Metazoa; Arthropoda; Insecta; Diptera; Drosophilidae
Product: leukocyte receptor cluster member 8 homolog
Exons: 6
Coding region: 338-2896 (852 amino acids)
Cellular component (GO): nucleus
Source: RefSeq, a predicted model, not a curated record